Molecule: messenger RNA, 1830 nt
Organism: Puma concolor (puma)
Lineage: Eukaryota; Metazoa; Chordata; Mammalia; Carnivora; Felidae
Source: RefSeq, a predicted model, not a curated record
AUGGAUUCCACAGCCUACACUCUCAACUUGACCCUGAAAGAAGAAGAAGAGGAAGAAGAGAUUCAGAGUCGGGAACUGGAGGAUGGCCCCACAGAUAUGCAGAAAGUCCGGAUCUGCUCAGAAGGUGGUUGGGUGCCGGCCCUAUUCGAUGAGGUGGCCAUAUAUUUUUCCGAUGAGGAGUGGGAAGUUUUGACGGAGCAACAAAAGGCCCUCUACCGGGAAGUCAUGAGGAUGAAUUAUGAAACUGUCCUGUCCCUGGAAUUCCCAUUCCCUAAGCCAGACAUGAUCACUCGGUUGGAAGGUGACGAGGAGUCUCAGAAUUCUGAUGAAUGGCAGCUCCAAGGAGGAACCUUGGCAGAAAAUGAAGAGACUGACGUCAAGCCCCCGGACUGGGCGGGUCCGAUGAACGCCACCCCCCACUUUCCUCAGCCACAGCACCUGGACGGCUUUGGCCUCCGCCUGCCGCGGGACCUCACGGAGCUGCCCGAGUGGAGUGAGGGGUACCCCUUCUACAUGGCCAUGGGCUUCCCGGGGUACGACCUCUCGGCGGACGAUAUUGCCGGGAAGUUUCAGUUCAGCAGGGGCAUGCGGCGCAGUUACGACGCGGGGUUCAAGCUCAUGGUGGUGGAAUAUGCUGAGAGCACCAACAACUGCCAGGCUGCCAAGCAGUUUGGAGUGCUGGAAAAGAACGUCCGGGACUGGCGCAAAGUGAAGCCGCAGCUGCAGAAUGCCCACGCCAUGCGGCGGGCGUUCCGCGGCCCCAAGAACGGGCGCUUUGCCCUGGUGGACCAGCGCGUGGCCGAGUACGUCAGGUACAUGCAGGCCAAAGGGGACCCUAUCACCAGGGAGGCCAUGCAGCUGAAAGCCCUCGAGAUCGCCCAGGAGAUGAACAUUCCGGAGAAGGGGUUCAAAGCCAGCUUGGGUUGGUGUCGAAGAAUGAUGCGGAGGUAUGACUUGUCCCUGCGGCAUAAGGUGCCGGUGCCCCAGCAGCUGCCCGAAGACCUGACGGAGAAGCUCGUCACCUACCAGCGGAGCGUGCUGGCCCUGCGCAGGGCGCACGACUACCAGGUGGCGCAGAUGGGGAACGCCGACGAGACGCCCAUCUGUCUAGAGGUGCCCUCGCGGGUGACCGUGGACAACCAGGGCGAGAAGCCCGUCUUGGUCAAGACGCCGGGCAGGGAGAAGCUGAAAAUCACGGCGAUGCUGGGUGUCUUGGCAGACGGGAGGAAGCUGCCCCCGUACAUCAUCUUGAGGGGCACGUACAUCCCCCCCGGGAAGUUCCCCAGCGGGAUGGAGAUCCGCUGCCACCGGUACGGGUGGAUGACGGAGGACUUGAUGCAGGACUGGUUGGAAGUGGUGUGGCGUCGGAGGACCGGCGCGGCGCCCAAGCAGCGAGGGAUGCUGAUCCUGAACGGCUUCCGCGGCCACGCCACGGAUUCCGUGAAGAGCUCCAUGGAGAGCAUGAACACCGACAUGGUCAUCAUCCCCGGAGGCCUGACCUCGCAGCUGCAGGUGCUGGACGUGGUGGUCUACAAGCCGCUCAAUGACAGCGUCCGGGCCCAGUACUCUAACUGGCUCCUGGCCGGGAACCUGGCGCUGAGCCCCACCGGGAACGCCAAGAAGCCGCCCCUGGGCCUCUUCCUGGAGUGGGUCAUGGUCGCGUGGAACAGCAUCUCCAGCGAAUCCAUCGUCCAGGGCUUCAAGAAGUGCCACAUCUCCAGCAAUCUGGAAGACGAAGACGACGUCCUGUGGGAGAUCGAGAGCGAGCUGCCGGGAGGAGGGGAGGGACCCAGAGAAUGCGAUACCGAGAGCGCGCCAGAGGGCAACUGA